AUGCUUGAAAAAAAUGAUACCUCUCCACCUUCGCCUUCGUCAUCACAAACUGCGAAACCAAAACAAAAUACACUAUUCCGUCGUUUUAGUAAUCAUAAUAACGUAGAAUCUGAAGAUGUUUCAAUUGGGUUUGACUUAUUUAUGCACAUUUGUUCGAUCAAAAAUUGGUAUAAUUACCUUCAAAUGUUCCUUGUAAUCUCGAAUUCAUAUCAUAGCUUGCAUUCUGAUGAUUUUGAUAAAGAUAUUAUCAUAGUGAAGGAUUGUUUAUAUGAUUUAUAUUCUUCAACUUACAUUCCAAAAAGAUGUAAAGAGAUAUAUGAAGAAUUAAUAAACGAAUAUUAUGAUUACGAAACAAAAAAAAAAACCAGUAAAUUAGAUAAGUUAAUUUCUAAUAUUUGGGCGGAUUUAAUUGUUGAUGUAUUUGAAGGUGAAAAAAAAUUCGAAAAUCAACUUAAACAAUUGGGAAAUUUUCAGAAAAAUAGAUUGAGGAAACUUAUGUUAGGUAAACUGUCGAAUUUAACUCGUCAAAUCUCUUCAAAUUAUCGCACCAAACGUAAAAAGGAGCAACUUCAAGAUAAAAUUAAUGAUUUGAAUGCUGAAAUCAGUGAUUUGAACAAACAGAAUUCUCAAUAUCAAGCAGCUUUAGGUGAAGUGAAAAAUGUUCGUUGGGGUGACGAUACUCCAAACAACCCUACAAAAUUAGCCGAAGCUUUUAUCGACUUGCAAUCUACGCUUGAAGAUUUUACUUUAGUACAAGGCGAAGAUUACGAAAUUAAUGUGUCAGAAUCAUCUGGUCUUUUAAAUCAUCUAAAUUGUAAAGAAAAAUUGUCUUCGAUACAAGGUAAACUAGUACUAAGUGCGAUUUUUCAACGACGCAUCAUUGAAAUAGUUUUGCGGGAAAUACACUCAUGUUUCAUUCCAAGCACAGAACCCGAGAUUGCAAAAAAUUCCGACGAAACACUAGAAGUUGAUAUUGUUAAUGCUGCUGAUGUACUAAUUAGACUCACGAAAAAAUUCGCUGAUUCACGUUCUGGUAAUGAUGAUAUUACAAGAAUGGUUUCAAUCAAAGUACGUCAGCAAGUUUACGCGGCACUUGGAGUUCGAGGGCUCUCCGAUCCAAAUCAUCCCUUUAUCAAAAAAAUAUCUACCAAAUUAGUUACCUAUCUUUCAAGAUAUCGUCAAAUUCGAAAUGAAGAAUUAAACUCGGACUUGGAAGAACAGGCAAUUAAAAUUACUCAAGAAAUCAUUAAUCUCUUUUGUUUUAAAUCAAAAGCACAGCCAAUUAUUCCAGAAUAUGAAUUUUUUGAGAGUGGUCAGGCUGUGGAUGUUAGAUAUAUGCAGGGAUUUUUGAGAAAAGAAGAUCCGAAGAAAUUGGAAGUUGAAAUUUGUUCAUUUCCAUUAAUUAGUAUUCCUGGUGAUGAUAAAAAUAAAAGAGUUUUGAUUAAGGCUCAUGUCAUUACUAGAAAAAAAAAUUCUAGUUAA
Molecule: messenger RNA, 1482 nt
Organism: Diversispora eburnea
Lineage: Eukaryota; Fungi; Glomeromycota; Glomeromycetes; Diversisporales; Diversisporaceae
Source: the annotation of a GenBank genome assembly